Molecule: messenger RNA, 711 nt
Organism: Monoraphidium neglectum
Lineage: Eukaryota; Viridiplantae; Chlorophyta; Chlorophyceae; Sphaeropleales; Selenastraceae
Product: GTP-binding protein
Exons: 4
Coding region: 1-711 (236 amino acids)
Molecular function (GO): GTP binding
Source: RefSeq, a predicted model, not a curated record
AUGACGAGCGCAGACGCGCGCGACGCGGGCGACGCGGAGGCGUUCCCCACCGUGCAGCUCGACCUGCCGGUGCCCACCAACGUGCGCGUCCGCACCGCUGAGUUUGUGAAGAGCAGCGUGGAGAUCUCGCAGUGCCCCAAGGAGGGCCCACCAGAGUUUGCCGUCAUCGGGCGCUCGAACGUCGGCAAGUCGAGCCUCAUCAACAUGCUGACCGGGCGGAAGGCCCUGGCGCAGGUCUCCAAAGAGCCGGGCAAGACCCAGUGCAUCAACCACUUCAUAAUCAAUGACAGCUGGUACCUGGUGGACAUGCCUGGAUACGGGUACGCCAAGCGCAGCAAAGACCAGCGCCGCGAGUUCGACGCCUUCACCAAGGCGUACUUCAAGCAGCGCGGCACCCUGGCCAUGGUGCUGCUGCUGGUCGACGGCAGCAUACCCCCGCAGCCGGCCGACCUGGAUUACGCGGCCUGGCUGGCGUCCGCGGGCGUGCCCUUCAGCAUCGUCUUCACAAAGGCAGACAAGAAGAAGAAGGGCGGCCCCCGCGCGCUCUCGAACGUCGCGGCGUUCAAGCGGGCGCUGCUGGAGGCGCGCGGCUUCCCACUGGUGCCGCCGAGCGUGGUGACGAGCGCGGCGACGGGGGACGGCAAGUCGGAGCUGCUGGCGUUUGUCGCGUCGCUGCGCGGCAUGUGGGAGGCGGCGAAGAAGAGGCGGUAG